This is a messenger RNA of Cylicocyclus nassatus, 464 nucleotides long. The record is from the annotation of a GenBank genome assembly. NCBI's taxonomy places the organism in Eukaryota, Metazoa, Nematoda, Chromadorea, Rhabditida, Strongylidae.
AUGAUCAUUCCAGAUAUCUACUUCACCCACACGCAAGAUUGUUCCACAUGGCAGAUUCAUUUACUAAUGCAUCGACUCACUACGGUGCCAUUUUCUGCUGCUCUAUCACAGGAUUUGCAAUUGGACGAUCCAAAACUACAAAAUUCGGCGGAAUCGAGGAAUGUGCAAAAAGAAGAUGCAGCCUUGCGCACUGCUCAGCCAUGUCAGUCGGAAUACUGUCUAUCCACCAUGAACGAGUUCGUGAAAAUAAAACUUUCCAAAGAAUCGCCUGAGGAGGUUGAAGAAGCACUAAGAAAUGCAGACAACGAACUUGGCACUCCGCUCCCAUCGGCGAGACCGUCAGAAGCAGCGAUCGAGCUGAGUGAUACUCACCGCUUGGUGACGAAUAUGCCGGAUGUCCAAGCUUUCAACGAAGCUGUUGACAGACGUAGUAUGAGAACAAACAAAGCAUAGCAACAUAAUAA